Alternaria postmessia is the source of this 519-nucleotide messenger RNA. RefSeq lists its product as uncharacterized. NCBI's taxonomy places the organism in Eukaryota, Fungi, Ascomycota, Dothideomycetes, Pleosporales, Pleosporaceae. Bases 1 to 519 code for a protein of 172 amino acids. The transcript has 2 exons. Gene Ontology annotation, molecular function: zinc ion binding. The record is from RefSeq and is a predicted model, not a curated record.
AUGGAGAAGCAAAAUGUACCUAUGCAGCAAUAUCCUCAGUCACCAGACAUGACCGGCCAACCACCUAUCUAUCAUCAAGAUCCAAACGCGCAACACUAUCAACAGCAACCAGCCAUGUACGCGCAACAUCCUCAAGGCCAGCCUGCUGGCUCACCGCCACCCCAACACCCCCAAGGCGCAUACAUCCAGCCCGACCAUGCUGGCGCUCAGCCUGGCAUGCCCCCCCAGCAACAAAGCGGAGCCGUCUACCAGAACGCAACACCAAUUGCAAGCCUAAACCGCGGUCCUGCGCCUGCAGAUUGUCCUGCGUGCGGACAACGCGCCAUGACCAACGUCGCGUUUGAGACGGGAAACACCACACACGCCUGGGCUCUCGGUCUGUGCUGCCUCUGCUGCUUAGGAUGUAUCCCCUACGUGAUGAACUCGCUCAAGGACGUUCAGCACAAGUGUGGCCGCUGUGGUGUGCUGCUUGCGACUUGGCACCGCAGUGGAACCACUGAGGUACACAUCCACUCUUAG